GUCGGGCCUCCCACUGUUCCUUGGCAGGUUCGCCACGCGCUUCGAGCCGCCGAAGGGGCCGAGUGUGGCGAGCUCAUCCUCUUCGUCUGCGUCCCAGAGCUUGCAGCCGCAGCCGCCGAAGGGCGUGCUGAGGAAGCGCCGAUCGCGAGGCCAAGGCGAAGCAGGCGAACACCAGCAGUACAAGACGAAGAAGGCCAAGACGGUCAGCUUCGCUUUCGAGGAGCGCCUGGCCACGCAGCGCUUCAAGGAGCCCGAGCUGUACUGCUCGCGCCUCAAGAUCGGGCCGUGGUUCGCCACGUGCGAGCGCUGCUACCGCGUGAAGCCGUACGGCAAGGGGAUCCACUUCGGCAAGGUCUAUUGCUCGCUGUUCGCCCAGCCGCAGUGGCUCUGCCAGGAGUGCAAGGACAAGUUCCCUGACCAGCGCUGGAUUUCCACCAGGGAGGUUCCUGGCCUUCUAGGCCUCUAG
Prorocentrum cordatum is the source of this 466-nucleotide messenger RNA. The record is from the annotation of a GenBank genome assembly. Lineage: Eukaryota; Dinophyceae; Prorocentrales; Prorocentraceae.